AGAAAAAGCCUUCAUGUUCGCCCCCUCCCCAAAAAAAAAAUCGCUCGAUCAAAAGGUUUUUGCCCUAGCUUCUCACCCCUGCGGCCCUGUCACCGACCCCAGCCCCCAUCCCUUCCCCUCCCCCUCCCCCUCUUCCCUUCCGGCCGCUCGCCGAACGCUAUCGGAAGCCCCCGCGGGGUCACAUCGAAGAUCGGGUUCUUCACUCUUCACAAAUCAGAACCCUCCUCGUCGCCUCUUCCGCUUCCGCUUCCGCUUCCGCUUCCGCCUCCGCUCUCCAACGAUGGAUCAGUAAUCGGCUCCUCCUUCCUUUGUUCUCGAUCCCCAAGCCCUCGUCCUUACGAUCCCCAUGGACAGCGAUGGGGGCAGCGGCAGCGGAACCCUUUCGGAGAUCUACCAGAGCGCACGUCGCCUCCUCCUCCGCACGAGGGAUGGGCUCGAGAGGCUCGAACGCCUCGAAUCGUCCUCCUCCUCCUCGUCGUCCUCCUCCUCGUCCUCGCGUGCCCCCUCCUCGCUCGGGGUAGGCGCCGAUUUGCCCGAGCUCUCCUUUGCCAUCAAGAGGGAUAUCGCCCAGAUCCGGUCACGCUGCGCCGAGAUGGAUCACCUCUGGCGAUCCGUCGCCGCCAAGGGCCAGCGGGAUCUCUGGAAGAGAAAACUGGAACAGCUAGCAGAAGAGGUUGACUCACUGAAGGAGACCCUUGACAAGCACUUAAUGCGCCAACAAAAGCGAAUGGUCGAAGCUAAAGAAAGAGCAGAGUUACUGGAAAGAGCAAAUGGGGACUCCUCUCAUGUCUUGAGAAUAUUUGAUGAGGAAGCACAAGCAAUGCAAUCAGCUCGAAACUCCUCCAUAAUACUCGAGGAAGCUUAUGCCACUGGAGUGGCUAUUCUAUCGAAGUAUGCCGACCAGAGGGACCGCUUGAAGAGAGCACAAAGGAAAGCGUUGGACAUCCUUAAUACAGUGGGUCUGUCUAAUUCUGUCUUAAAGCUUAUUGAGAGGCGUCAUCGUGUAGACAAGUGGAUUGCUUAUGCCGGUAUGAUCAUUACGGUUGUGGUGGUAUAUGCAUUUUGGAGGUGGACGCAUUGAUUUUUUUGUUCUGUAAUUAUUAGUGUGAUAUCUGAGAGAACCAGCAAACAAUUGUAACUGAGGAUGGUACUCAGAAUAUUCAUUUGAACUUUCCAUUGGCCGAUUGUUGAAGUUGUAUCUACGCAAAACUAGCCUUUAUAUGUAGGUUUUCAUCAUUAUUAUUAUUUUUUGAAUAGGGUGACAUUGUAUAUGUUUGUGAUUUUUUCUUUUACUUUUUUCCUUCCCUAGAGUAGGGAAUUGGAUUGUAGACUUGCAACAUGCUAUUUGGGAUUUACUAUUUGCACGGCAUGUGCAAGUUGGUUGAAGA
Ananas comosus (pineapple) is the source of this 1388-nucleotide messenger RNA. Its product is annotated as membrin-11-like. The transcript is spliced from 5 exons. Gene Ontology annotation, biological process: vesicle fusion; vesicle-mediated transport. Gene Ontology annotation, cellular component: late endosome membrane; Golgi apparatus; endoplasmic reticulum membrane. The record is from RefSeq and is a predicted model, not a curated record. Gene Ontology annotation, molecular function: SNAP receptor activity; SNARE binding. Bases 347 to 1081 code for a protein of 244 amino acids. Lineage: Eukaryota; Viridiplantae; Streptophyta; Magnoliopsida; Poales; Bromeliaceae.